CACCUCCACGGUCCACGGUUACUUCCUGGUGCCACAGAGAGAGGCAGUGCUGAGUUAAAGAGACAGAAAUACUGAUAGAAAUUCAGAUAGAAAAAAACAGAGAGGAGAAGAGAGGGCUUGGAGACGCGAUAGGAACAGUUGACUGGAUUCCCAGAAAUUUAAGACCCUCUCUGUCUCUCCCUAUUUAUAUAUAUUUUUUCAUAUUCCGUUAUCUGAACCGAGUCGUUAUUCUUCGUUGGUUUGUGAACUAACACACGGUUUGGAUGACGGUUGGCUGCGGCUAAAGCGGAAUUGUAACGGGGAACAUAUUCCUCCCUCCGACGGAGAAGCCUCGCAGAGAUUUGUCCCUUUUUUUUCUUACAGUAGAGUCAUUUUUGUAUUAUUUUAGCCACCCGGGUGUUAUUAUAUAUUUUUUGACGAUUUCGCAAGGAAGGGUUCGGGCGACGGAAGAUGGGUUGUUUGGGCAACAGCAAGACUGAAGAUCAACGCAUCGACGAAAAGGCACAACGAGAGGCUAAUAAAAAGAUAGAAAAACAGUUACAAAAGGAGAGACAAGCUUAUAAAGCCACACACAGGCUCUUAUUACUGGGUGCGGGAGAGUCCGGAAAAAGCACCAUUGUGAAGCAGAUGAGGAUUCUACACGUCAACGGCUUCAACGCAGAAGAAAAGAAACAGAAAAUCCAAGAUAUUCGGAAAAACGUAAAGGAUGCCAUAGUGACUAUAGUGUCUGCGAUGAGCACUUUAAUACCCCCUGUCCCGCUAGCCAACCCAGAGGACCAAUUCAGAAUCGAGUACAUCAAAAGCAUAGCACCUCUCUCUGACUUUGACUAUUCACAGGAAUUCUUUGAUCACGCAAAGAAGCUGUGGGAUGACGAAGGAGUGAAGGCCUGCUUCGAGAGGUCCAAUGAGUACCAACUCAUCGACUGUGCACAAUAUUUUCUGGACAGAAUUGACUCUGUAAGACAGAGUGACUACACACCCACGGACCAGGACCUGCUACGCUGCCGAGUGUUAACUUCAGGGAUUUUCGAGACGAGGUUCCAAGUAGAUAAAGUGAACUUUCACAUGUUUGAUGUUGGGGGCCAGAGAGAUGAAAGGAGAAAAUGGAUCCAGUGCUUUAACGACGUCACUGCUAUCAUCUUUGUGGUGGCCAGCAGCAGCUACAAUAUGGUAAUAAGGGAAGACAAUAACACCAACAGGCUACGGGAAGCCCUGGAUCUCUUCCGCAGCAUUUGGAACAACAGAUGGUUACGCACUAUAUCGGUCAUAUUAUUCCUGAACAAGCAGGACAUGCUGGCUGAGAAAGUAUUAGCUGGAAAAUCCAAAAUUGAAGACUACUUCCCUGAAUAUGCUCGCUAUACCAUACCAAAUGAAGCAACUCCUGAACCCGGUGAAGACCCAAGAGUGACGAGAGCUAAGUUCUUCAUCCGAGAUGAGUUUCUUCGGAUCAGCACUGCGAGCGGUGACGGCAGACACUACUGCUACCCCCACUUCACCUGCGCCGUGGACACAGAGAACAUCCGGCGGGUGUUCAAUGACUGCCGGGACAUCAUCCAGAGAAUGCACCUGCGGCAGUACGAACUCUUGUGAUGGGACCGCCUCCGUCAGCCUUCUGUGUUUUAUUUUAUUUUAUUUUAUUUUAUUUUAUUUUUGUUUGUUUGUUUUUUCUCCACCAUUCUGCAUCCUUGAUGAACCCUUCCUCCUCCUCCUUCCUCCUGAAGCCUCCACCACACCUCCCCCAAAGAAACCUUCAACAACCCCACACCCACCUGACCACCCCUCCUGUCGAGGACUAUGAAGUACUACUGAAGUGUGUCAAAUCCUCUUCCUCUUCUUAACUUCUUAGCUUUUUAUACUUCUUGUUUUUGAGACCGAUUCAUCCCAAUUUCACCGACGUAACAGGAAGGUUGGGGAACAAAGCUGUUGUGUGCCGCUGGUUAUUUUUUCUUUUAAUCCUAAUUCUUUUGAAAGCCUUGAUUUUUGUCAUUCCACUAAGCCUUGGGCUACCUCCUUAUUAUUAUUAUUAUUAUUAUUAUUAUUAUUAUUAUUAUUAUUAUUAUUAUCAUUAUUAUUAAUAUAUAUUUUUUUGCCCCUUGGUGUCCUUCAGUUUUUUUCACAUUGGCUUUGGACCUGAACUGGUGGGUGUGGAUACAUAAAACACACCCACAGGACCUCGGUGUAGAGGCAGCGUGUGUGUCUGUGUGUGAUCAAGUCAGAACGAAGGAAGACAAGUAGGAAUGCCAUGUGACUGAGCGCAUGUGUGUGUUUAUGUUUGUGUGUCACCUGCCGGUUAAAGCCGGCAUCACCACCAUGACCUUUGACCCUUUUUCGUCUGUUCCCUCCCACCCUCCACCUCCCCUCACCUCUCUCCGAUCGCUAAUAGUUCCUCCGCUUCUCCUCCUCUCCGCAAAAAUGAAGAAAAAGCAGAGGGGAAGGCUACAGGACGGAGGAGUGGAUGAAGAGAUAAAUGCACUUUGCAUCAGGUUCCUUAAUAACUUUUUUUGUUGUUGUUUUUGUUUUUUUGGGUUUUUUUUCUCCAGAGGAAGCAUACACACAAUGUAGCAUCACAAUAUUUAUUACCCUGUCACGUUUUAGCUUGCCGAGCUGCAGGGUGGACCAAGCAGCUGAGAGACAUGCGGAGCAAAAAGAAAAGGAGUGGGGAGGUGGGGGGCAGGAAAAUGUUGACGACACGAAGAAGGAUUUAAAAAAACAAAUGAAGGAAAAGGGACUGAGCUUUCUGCACCUUAGCCCUGCCGCGGCUCUCUGUCUCUUCUCUUGGCCCAGAAAGAGCUGCCUCCUCCACGGACUCGGACCUGCCUCCUCCUUUUUCCACACAAAACCAUCCUUUUAGCUUAGAGAUACUGGGGUGGGGUGGGGGGACGGGAGAGAAAAAUGUAUUGUCCUCUAUGUUUUUGUUUGGUUUAUUUUUUCUUUUUUUUUCUUUUUUUUUUUUUGUUCUUUUGGGUUUUGUUUUUGGUUAACUUGUACACUGUGCAAGGUUGAAUUAUCCUGUACAGACUGUAAAAUGUAAUAUUAUUUUGUACAACUUAAUUGAAAGAAAAACAAAUCUACUUGUAGAUCUUUGUGCCUUGAUUAUGGCUGUACCUGUAAAUGAGCUCAGAUGUAAGUAUGUUUUCGACUGCGCUGUACAGCUUGAUGUCAAAACUCUAUCGGCAGCGGAAGACUGCGGGUAGGGGACUUUCUCUGUAGAGUUUAGUUUUUUCUGGUUUAUAAAAAAAGGAAAUGCUGUUUAGUAAAAAAUAAAAAAAUAGGGAAAAAAUCCUAAAAACCUGUAUACAUUAUGCAAAUUAACCACUUACCUGCAGUGAAGACCAGAUGUUGCAGCGCCAUGCCUUUUUUUUCUUUUUUUUUUCUUUUUGUUUUUUUCCUCUUUAUUUUCUUUUUUCUUUGAAUUUUUUUUCUUUUUUGUUUAUCUUCUUUUUAAAUUUCACAGCUUUAAACAAACAUUGGAAAUCCAUUGAAAGUGUCCAAAUUGCAACCUGGUGUUGUUUUAAUAGGAACCAACGUUUUUUCGAUAUGAAGUGUGUCUGAGAUCUGUACUGAUGUGCGUGCCUGUGCGCAUGUGUACAUAAAACAAACAUAGACUCACAGACGCAUUGUGUGUGUGCGCGUGUGUGUGUGAGCGCGAGUGUGCAUUGUGUGUAAAAUUUUAUAAAUGUAUGUACAUGUAAAUUUAUAGGUCUAUAUAAAUAUAUAUGUACAAUUAUACAUGUUUAAUUAUGUGUGUGCCUAGGUGUACAUACCUAUGUAUGUAUACGGUAAAUAUGUAUACAUACACACAUAGGAAAGCAUGUUUAGAAUGGAGAUGAAUAAAUGAGAGCGUGCAAUAUUAGUAAUUCUUUGGUCCUUUGGAGCCAUACCCAAUGGCACAGGCACUAUGAAUGUGUGAACAGCACCCAACAAGACAAACUCUUCUCCUUGUACAAACAGCAUCAGCCUUUUCUUCUGCUACAGUACACGUCUAUCCCCAAAAGAGAGUGAACUGACUGGAGGUGCAAAACCCUUGUUUGGCCUGGGAGGAUGAUUAAAUGACAUUUUUAUUUUCUUUAAAUAAAGAGGCACAUUAGAGGACUUUGCUUUAUUUCCA
Sphaeramia orbicularis (orbiculate cardinalfish) is the source of this 4108-nucleotide messenger RNA. Its product is annotated as guanine nucleotide-binding protein G(olf) subunit alpha. Lineage: Eukaryota; Metazoa; Chordata; Actinopteri; Kurtiformes; Apogonidae. The record is from RefSeq and is a predicted model, not a curated record. The transcript has 12 exons. Gene Ontology annotation, molecular function: GTPase activity; GTP binding; G-protein beta/gamma-subunit complex binding. Gene Ontology annotation, biological process: sensory perception of chemical stimulus; adenylate cyclase-activating dopamine receptor signaling pathway. Gene Ontology annotation, cellular component: heterotrimeric G-protein complex; cytoplasm. The coding region runs from base 451 to 1590 and encodes 379 amino acids.